AUGUCCAAGAAAAAUACUCAACAUACAAAGAAAGGUCUGUCCGUCAUGUUUAUGGCUUAUGGACAAUUUUUGGAUCAUGAUAUAUCGCUUACACCUCAUGCAGAAUGUGACGUCAAAAGUUGUGGUAAUUUGAAUGUGGCAUACAAGUAUCCAUGUUUUCCAAUCAAAUUUAAAUUGUCAUCGGCAGAAUGUACGUCCCUUGGUAGAUCUGUACCAACCUGUCAAAGUAGAUACUCAUCUCGUCGUGAAUUCAUCAAUGUGCUAUCAGCUUAUAUUGAUGGUUCGCAAAUUUAUGAUAAUGAUUUCGAAAGGAGUAAAACUUUGAGAAAAAACGAUGGUAAGCCGAUUGUUGUAGUUGUUGAUGUUGUUGUUGAUGUUGUUGUUGAUGUUGAUGUUAAUGCUAUGUUCCAAUGUUGUACGAUUUUUUCUUUCCCUUUUUUUCUUUUUGUUGUUAAAAUCAUAUGCUCUGUGAUAGGUACUGGACAAUUAAAAAUACAAAGAAAUGGUUUACUCCCAUUAAGAAAAACAAAUUGCGAACGAGCCACAGGCUGUUCAUUAGCCGGUGAAACUAGAGCAGACGAAAAUGCUGCAUUGCAUGUUCUGCAUGUUAUUUGGGUCAGAGAACAUAACAGAAUCGCAAGGAAGCUAAAAUAUUUAAACCCACAUUGGAGUGAAUAUCAACUUUUCCAGACGAGCAGGAAGAUUGUCGGUGCCAUGCUUCAACACAUAACAUACAACGAAUUCCUGCCCUUUUUAAUUAAUCUGGGUCCACACAAAGGAUAUAGUUCGCACGUUGAUCCCUCCGUUUCAAAUGGGUUCUCUACAUCCGCCUUUAGAUUUGGACACAGUUUGGUGCCUAAUUCAUGGGCAUUGCUGAACAAAAAUUUUGAUAAAGUGGCUCCCGAUCUUCCCAUCCGAGAAACCUUUCGCAACGUUACCUUUGUUCGAAAAUUUGGCAUCGAAUCUCUCACUUUCGGUUUGCUUGGUAAUCAAUCACAAGAAGUUGAUGAAACAUUUUCUUUUGACAUCGUGCGCCGUCUUUUUGUUCCUCCCAGUCAAUCAGAUUAUCGGGAUCUAACUGCCCUAAACAUCCAACGUGCCAGAGACCAUGGUGUACCGACAUAUGGACAUUGGAGGAAAGCUUGUGGCCUAAGGACCAUAAGAAGUUACUAUGAUUUAUAUGGAAUAGUUCACUCUGCCGCUAUACCCAAACUAAAAAGCCUUUACAAGAAUCCAAACGACAUCGAUUUGUUUGCAGCUGGUAUUAGUGAGAUUCCACUCCCUGGUAAACCAUUGGGCGAAACUUUUCAUUGCAUUAUAAAAGAUCAAUUCGAGCGAUUAAGGACGGGGGAUCGAUUUUUUUACCAACACCAUGGUGUCUUCACUUCACGUCAGCUCCACGAAAUCAAAAAAGUCACACUAUCAAAAGUCCUUUGUGAUAACCUACAUGGAGUAGUUUCGCUGCAAAAAGAAGCAUUUAAAGCUUUCAAUAGUGGUGCAAGACGCUACGUAUGCGGGUCAAUACCAGGAAUUAAUCUCCAUUACUGGAAACAGAGACCUUACUAAUGCAAUCAAUAAAGAUAAUUCCGAUAUCAAUCAAAUUUGAUAUAUAAUUAAAAGAAUAAAUAAUGAAAAAUAUUUUAUUCAAUUUAUUUUUCUCAUUUCCUUUUUCUAUUUUGUUUAAUUCCUUUUAUUUAUUUUUUUAUUUUUUAAACCGUCCAAAUUUCAGCUGAGAAAAACUGUGCUUUUUUAACACUUUUUUGUUUAAUUCUUUUUUGGUUUAUGUUUUUCUGGAAAAUAGGGAAGUAUGAUUUCGAAAAGAAAAUAAAUAUUUUGGGGAUUGCAAGAAAUAGGCGUUGAAAUUAUUGUAAAAAACAUGCACGUAUACUAGUAAAAGAUAAGAAAUUGUGAAAUAAAAUAAUUGCUUUCUAGUAGUUCUAAUUACAUUAUUUUUCUUCUUCUUACUGAGCAGGUUUUUAAUACGUUCCAAAUUUUUGCCAAAACCUUAACCUUGACUUUCUUAUCAACUAGCUUCUUUUUAAAAAAAGGUGUAAUAUUGCCAUAUUACGGAAAAAUAUGACGUUUCACCUGGUUUGCUCUCUUCGUCUAAACAGACAUUUGAUUUUAGCAAUAUGUAUUUUGCAGAACAAAUUUUAUUUUAACGAUAAUUAACGCUGGAUUGAAUGUUAAAGAGUUUGUUAAAGCAGUUGUCUCAUCAUUUUUUAUACAAGGCUGAAAAGGUGAAAUGUUUGCUACUUUGGCGCACAAGUUGGCCAGACUGACAGCGUUUAAAAUUUUCUAGUGGCAUUAUCUAGCGCUUUUACGCAACGAAAGAAUCCACGUCGGGACUCAGGAAGGUUCCAAAAUUCUUAAAAAUGGUCGUACUGACGUCAAGCCUUCUGUGAACUUUUGAUGAUUUCAAAAUACCCGACUCUAAUUCUCCAAGACUCACAAAUUUCGUCCAUGAUUGCAGCAACAAAUUUUUG
Molecule: messenger RNA, 2486 nt
Organism: Hydractinia symbiolongicarpus
Lineage: Eukaryota; Metazoa; Cnidaria; Hydrozoa; Anthoathecata; Hydractiniidae
Product: eosinophil peroxidase-like
Exons: 2
Coding region: 1-1566 (521 amino acids)
Biological process (GO): response to oxidative stress
Molecular function (GO): heme binding; peroxidase activity
Source: RefSeq, a predicted model, not a curated record